UAUCUUGACUUGCGUUCUAAACUCAGAAGUCCAAGAUGGCGUCUGUGGGCAAGAGUUUGUUGCUGUUUCUCUGUCUCGUAUCUUCCAUUGUCUUUGUUACUCCAGAUGAUAUUCCAGACGACUGGCCUCCCAAAGACGAGAAGUUCAAGUACGAGGCCGAAGGGCUGUAUGCCGAGGAUUUUGACCUUGAAAUUGGCAAGGGACUAAAGACGUUCGAAAGGAAUCUGGAUGAUGUUUUCACAUGCAGACUCUCUUAUGAGAUUCCAAAAGGAGAAACAGAGGAAUGGCGGGUUACAAUGUCUCAGAGCCCGGAUUUAACAGCCUAUUCCUGCAUCAUUGAGAGGCCAGGCCCCACCAAUUCUGAGCUCAACUUCAAGCAGUUCAAAAUGUCCCUGAUAGGAGUCAAUGAAAUCAACUAUGGGGAGGCAUAUGGUGAGCCUUCUGUGUCACUACCGGCAGAGGAGUACAUGGUAGACAAACGCAAAAUGGAAGUUACAUCUUUACCAGGACAGUUCAAAGGUCAUGUGAGCAGAUUGUUUGCUGUGGCACUUAUGCACCAUCCACAUGAGGAACUUUAGUGCAUCAUGAACAACUAUCUGCACCCAAUUCUUCAGUUUCAUCUAGGCGAGGCAAAUUCAAGGGUAACCUGAGUCGUCUGGCAGCACUAGGCAUACCCCAUCAACCCCAUACAGAACUGUGAUGAGACAGUAUUGUACUCUUCAUCCCCUGAUUUCUAAGGAAACUAUCUUGUUGAAUAGUUUUUUGUAGUACAACUAGCUGUAGUAGAGGUAGUAUUUGUAACAGCAUAUUGUGAGAUGUGCGGCAGCUUUUGCAAUUGUAUGGGUGCCAUCCUGUUGAAUCAUGCUACCUCACAACCAGUAACUUCAUCAGCUUUACAAAUCUGAGUCUUACUAUACAUCUUUGUUCUAGUCCUGCAGUGAUCCAAGUGAGACAAUGUUAAAAGAUGCUUAAUUUCCUAGACAUGCUGUCCUUGGCACAACAGAUCUGACUUUGAAACAUGACACCUUAUUCUUUGACACAAGAGUCUGAAUUUCAAACAUAACACCUUCUUGCACUUAAACUUGCCACAAAAACAAAGACUGCGUUUUGUUGAGCAAUGUGUGCCUUCUUAUUUGUUAGUGUUGACCAUGAUGGUGCUUGAUGUUGAUGAUAAUGACAUACUAAGUACAUGUAUGCUGAAAACCAUUUGAAUGUUGGAGCUGAGUAACAAGUUAGUCAGACUGUAUGGCGUUUUUUUUUCUUACUUACCCAAAGACGACUACAGGUGCUAUUUUUCUUAUUUAACCCAAAGACUCCUACAAAAAUACUUUGUAGUUGAUUUCAGAGAUGUAAUGUAGACGGUGAACCAGGCAGAAGCUUUACCUACAUUCUAUGUGUGUUCUUGUACAUUUACAGAUCUAUGCUACCUAGAUGUCUGCCACAAUCAUGUUACAUUCAGAAAAUAAAAAUUCUUGGUAAGAAUAAUUCUUGACAAAUGAUGUUCAGAUUUGACAUAAAAGCAUUAAUGCAUAUUUUUCUACAUAUUUAUACUGCAGUAUCAAAAUGAUUUAUCAGAUUUCCAGUAAGAGAUUCAAAUAGUACAGUGUACAUCUAGCCUUCCCCAGACAGCAUGGUCAUACAGUAAAGCCUUCAGAAUAUGAUAAGGAUACAGACUUUUCAUGUCAAGAAAGCCACGUGGUAGUUGACCACAGCAAUAAUGAUUAGUAAUAGAUUUUAUAUUUGCAUCUAGUAGAAGUAUUGUUGUGCACUUCUCCAUUCUUUUUCAAUGCCUUUUUGAAAUAAAAUUAUCUGCACUUCUUUCUCA
This is a messenger RNA of Branchiostoma floridae (Florida lancelet), 1825 nucleotides long. Its product is annotated as myeloid-derived growth factor-like. The transcript is spliced from 7 exons. NCBI's taxonomy places the organism in Eukaryota, Metazoa, Chordata, Leptocardii, Amphioxiformes, Branchiostomatidae. Gene Ontology annotation, biological process: positive regulation of angiogenesis; positive regulation of endothelial cell proliferation. The record is from RefSeq and is a predicted model, not a curated record. The coding region runs from base 36 to 578 and encodes 180 amino acids.